Molecule: messenger RNA, 690 nt
Organism: Aspergillus niger
Lineage: Eukaryota; Fungi; Ascomycota; Eurotiomycetes; Eurotiales; Aspergillaceae
Exons: 2
Coding region: 1-690 (229 amino acids)
Source: RefSeq, a predicted model, not a curated record
AUGACCCUCAAACCCUUAACUAGCAGCAUCCACAUCAAAACCCACCCCGCCCCGCGCUCCCUCUCCGAAAGCAAACUCAUUCUCUCCGCACUCCAGAAAUUCGGCGAAGUCGUGACAUUUCGAAAUCUAAAGUACGACCCCACAAACACAUCCCCCAAAUCCGCGCACAACACCAUCGCCAUCUUCGAGUCCGCAUCCGCGGCGUCUUCGGCCAUUGCGGCAUCGCCGAUUUCCAUUCCCAUCCAGAACCAAACACAAACACAAACACAAACACAAACACAAACCCAGAGUCAAGACGAAUCUCCCUCCAAUGCAAACCACACAGCAUCACCAGCAACGCAAUCCCAAGAAACGACGCAACAACCACACACCCUGACAUGCACGAUCCAACCAUCGCGGCAUAACCACGUCUCGGCGAUGACGCGCAACCCUUACCAUACGUUCUUCUACGUGGACAAGGAAAGCCAUAUGUAUAAGGAUCUGGUGAAGAGCGGGAUACCGUUGGAUUAUUUGGCGGAUGGGCCGAUGAGGAGGAAGGCGCAUGUGCCGGAACGGGUGAAGAGAAUGCUGGAUCGGGAUGUGUGGAGGUUUGGGGGGAAGAGUUUGAUGGGGUUGUAUCGGUUUGGGAUGGAGAGUGAGAAUGGAAAGGAGAGUGGGAAUGGGGAUGGGGAGGAUGAGGGGACGAAGUGA